Molecule: messenger RNA, 2370 nt
Organism: Bombina bombina (fire-bellied toad)
Lineage: Eukaryota; Metazoa; Chordata; Amphibia; Anura; Bombinatoridae
Gene: SLC1A4
Product: solute carrier family 1 member 4
Exons: 8
Coding region: 134-1732 (532 amino acids)
Biological process (GO): L-serine transport; L-glutamate transmembrane transport
Cellular component (GO): plasma membrane
Molecular function (GO): symporter activity; L-serine transmembrane transporter activity; L-threonine transmembrane transporter activity
Source: RefSeq, a predicted model, not a curated record
GUUAAGCAGAGUGUUUGAAGCUGGAUAAAGCACUUAAGUCACUAGGUUGCUGUCUGUGGCAAACGCACGUAUUGUGUCCUGCUGCAACUCAUUCUUCUCCCCUGCUACACAAAGACAAGGCUUUAGCCUAAUUAUGGAGAAACCCUGUGAAACUAACGGACACAUUGACAGGUACCCAGGCUACACCGUUUGUGAAAUAGAGGAGGAUGCUGCAGGAGGCAAAGCUACCAAGCAGAGUCCAUGUGCCCAGUUCCUCAGGAAGAAUGCUAUAGUGAUCCUCACAGUGUCUGGGGUGCUAGUAGGAGUUGGCUUGGGCACAGCUGUAAGAAGUAUGAACCUUACAAAAGCUCAGAUAACCUACUUUGCUUUCCCAGGAGAAAUGCUAUUAAGGAUGCUGAAAAUGAUUAUCUUACCCCUUGUGGUCUGCAGCUUGAUCUCUGGGGCUGCCAGUCUAGACACCAGGUCCCUUGGCAAGCUCGGUGGCAUUGCUGUAGCCUACUUCUUAGUGACCACCCUCAUGGCCUCAGGGUUAGCCAUAGCACUAGGUUUUAUCAUCAAACCAGGUGCUGGAGCAGGUGCCCUGAACUCUUAUGCCCUGGGUAUAAAAGAGACUGUGACUACAAAUAAAGAAACUGUAGACUCUUUCUUAGACCUGGCAAGAAACUUAAUGCCUUCCAACCUGGUAGCUGCUGCUUUUCGAACGUAUGCAACUGACUACAUAAUGCAGACGACAAACACAACCAGAGGCAAUAUUACCACAGAAAAGGUACCUAUAGGAACAGAGGUUGACGGGAUGAACAUUCUGGGAUUGGUUCUCUUUGCACUUGUACUAGGAGUGGCUUUGAAAAAACUAGGUCCAGAAGGAGAGGAGCUUAUAAGAUUUUUCAAUGCUUUUAAUGAGGCCACAAUGGUCCUUGUCUCUUGGAUUAUGUGGUAUGUUCCUGUUGGAAUCAUGUUUCUCGUAGGCAGCAAAAUUCUUGAAAUGGGAAAUAUUGUCCUAUUGGUAACCAGCCUUGGGAAGUAUAUAAUGGCAUCUAUUUUAGGUCACAUCAUUCAUGGAGGAAUAGUGCUGCCCCUCAUAUAUUUUGCCUUUACACGCAAAAAUCCAUAUACAUUCCUAGUUGGGUUGAUUACACCUUUUGCAACAGCAUUUGCAACAUCUUCAAGCUCAGCGACUCUUCCAUCUAUGAUUAAAUGCAUUGAAGAAAACAACGGAGUAGACAAAAGGAUUAGCAGAUUUAUACUUCCCAUUGGGGCAACAGUGAACAUGGAUGGAGCUGCCAUUUUCCAGUGUAUGGCCGCUGUUUUCAUUGCACAGAUGAAUAACGCUGAUCUAAAUGCAGGACAGAUCUUCACAAUUCUUGUCACCGCUACAGCCUCGAGUGUUGGAGCAGCAGGGAUCCCGGCAGGAGGUGUUUUAACUAUAGCAAUUAUUCUGGAGGCUAUUGGGCUGCCAACACAUGAUUUAUCAUUGAUCCUAGCCGUUGACUGGAUUGUUGACAGAACCACCACUGUUGUUAAUGUUGAGGGAGAUGCACUCGGAGCUGGAAUUCUUCAUUACCUCAACCAGAAGGAACUAGCAAAGAAGCAUCAGGAGCUGAAUGAUGUCUAUAUAGAAGCAGUUCCGAACUGCAAGUCAGAAGAAGAAACAUCUCCUCUUGUAACCCAUAGAGACCAGACUUUAAACACUGCCCGUUUAACUGUGCCAGAAUCAAAAGAAUCUGUAUUGUGAUAUAUCUUGUGACUCAGAAAUUGUACUUUAAAGUUUAACAGCUAGUUAAAUUCUUAAGGCCUAAUGUCACUGCCACUAUGGGCUGCAGUAGAAACUAGACUAGAAAUUCUAUCCUCAGUGUAGUAGCCUGUAAAUCAGUGCAUUUAAGUGUAAGCCCAUGGUUAUUAGUGGUACAAAGUAUGCCUAAUUCUCUGAAAGGGUAAUGCCACCAUUUUCAUUUACAUGCUAUGAGGAUAUAGACAAGGAAUGCUAGUUCCCUAUGUGCUUCUGUUGACUCUUUUAAAUUGUGUUUAAAUUACUCUGCAUUCCUCAGUAUUUACACUAAAUGUAAACUAAAAUGUUUUUUUUUUUCUGCUAGAAUUUGGGUGAAAUGGCUGUGCACAAUGGCUUACAUGACGGUGCAUAAACAGUGGGAGGAAGUACAUGAUAAACAGACAAUGAAAAGAGAUACUCAAAUAAUAUAGUUCACAAUGGCAGCAGAUUUUAUGUAGCCGUUAAUGCCUUAUCUGAAUCUUUAUAGUGCUUUGGAAUCUGUUGGGGCUCUUCAUAUAAUAAAUACAAGAAAGAAAGAAAAUUGGGGGAAAAAAACAAAACAAUAAAACAAUAAUAAUAAUAAAAAACUAGUAACAUUCAACACA